This is a messenger RNA of Penicillium longicatenatum, 1353 nucleotides long. RefSeq names its product FMN-dependent alpha-hydroxy acid dehydrogenase. Gene Ontology annotation, molecular function: oxidoreductase activity; heme binding. The transcript has 6 exons. NCBI's taxonomy places the organism in Eukaryota, Fungi, Ascomycota, Eurotiomycetes, Eurotiales, Aspergillaceae. The coding region runs from base 1 to 1353 and encodes 450 amino acids. The record is from RefSeq and is a predicted model, not a curated record.
AUGGCUAUGAUGACCAGAUCAGAGGUUGAAAUCCAUUCGACUAGAAAGAGCUGCUGGAUAAUCAUCAAAGACAAUGUCUAUGAUAUUACCGAAUUCAUUGAAAAGCAUCCCGGAGGGGCAAAUAUUCUCUUGACGUAUGCUGGUCGUGAUGCGACCAAGGCGUUCGAGCCUUUUCACGGACCCGAAGUUAUUCAGCAGUAUCUGAGCGCAGAUCGUCACCUUGGUCAGGUUCCCUCGGAGCCUGUAAGCUCAGCUCUAAAUGAGAACACAUUGAUGGUAGUCAACGACGCGCCUAAAUUGUCUUCCAUAAUCAGUCUCUCUGAUUUCGAGUAUGCUGCGUCGAAGAAAAUUCCCGAGAGCUCUUUUGCAUUUCUAAAGUCCGGUGCCGAGGAUGAGCAUGCCUCCAACUGGAACAGAGACAGUUGGAAAGCGAUUCGCUUUCGUCCUCGUGUGUUACGACCGAUUGAAACUAUCGACAUAUCAUGUUCUAUCUUGGGUAGCAACUUCUCCUCACCUUUCUUCAUUUGCCCCGCAGGUGGUGCUAAAUUGCUUAAUUCUAAGGGUGAUAUCUGUCUGACGGAGGCAGCUAGGCGUCAUGGUAUCUUGCACUGGGCCUGCAACAAUGCAGCAGUAUCCCAGCAAGACAUGGCAAAUGCAAGGGCUCCAGAACAGACUUUGUACUGGCAGAUAUAUGCCAUGGCUAAUUUGCAAAUCACCGAGCAGCAGAUAAAGCAAGCAGAGAAAUUGGGAUACAAAGGAUUCGCCCUCACUGUUGAUGCUAUUCGACCUGGAAAACGCGAGCGUGACGUGCGGCUGGGCUCAUCCGAGCCUGGUGGGAGUUUCGCGGAAGACGAUGAGUUUGCCAAAGAGCCAAGUGUCAAGCGACCACCUGUCUGGUCGAGCUUUGAUUGGACGUCAGCUAUCCAGUGGCUUCGAGGCAUCACGGACCUGCCGAUCGCUAUCAAAGGCAUUCAGUGCUGGGAAGAUGCGGAGCUUUGUAUGCGCCACGGAGUUAACCCUUGGCUGUCUAAUCACGGUGGAAGACAAUUAGAUGGAGCACCAUCUUCAGCAGAGACGCUUAUUUCGAUUCGAAAAUACUGCCCCAAGGUUCUGGAAAAAUGUGAAGUCAUUGUGGAUGGUGGUGUCACUCGAGGCUCAGACAUAGUGAAAGCACUUUCGCUGGGUGCCAAAGCUGUAGGAGUUGGCAGACCUUUCUUAUACUCCCUUGUAUUUGGUGAAGCCGGGACGAGCAAAGCUAUUCGAAUCUUGAAGCAUGAGAUGGAGACCACGAUGGCACUGUUGGGUGUGACAUCUCUUGAUCAGCUCAAUCCAUCAUACUCAGAUGUUUGCUAA